AUGCUUCAACGGCUUCUGCUCUUCUUCUAUAUCAUCUGCCACGUGGCAGGUGUCUGUCGCGACACAGACACGUGCAUUGAGAGAAUCAAAGAAGUGGUUGCUGCUCCGAGACGAGUCAAAACCUACCACUCUGCGUAUCUCCGUAACCUGAACAUCUUCCCCAGAGUGACAUACAGAGCAUCUCCAGGCCAUUAUCGUGCCUGUGAACAUGAUUUCUUCUCGGGAAACACGUCAGCAGUUGAAGCAGAUCCCGAUAUGGAACCCGUGGAACCAUUCAGAAUUCGAAAACGUCCGGAAAUCUCGUGGAGUGAACUUCAAUUCGAUGAUCAAUACACAGUUGUGUUCACUGAUGUUGGCUAUGCGACACUCAAUUUUUUGGCUGUUGAUUUUCCCAAAGCAACGAAAUAUUUAAAGGAUUAUGAGCCUACUGAAAACUAUCGUCCAUCUCCAAAUCCAAUGGUAGUUUUGAUCUUCAGAAAAGGAAGAAUCGAAGUGGAAGCACCGAAAUCAGAAGAGGACUUUGAUUUGCCUCAAUUCAUGUUGAAACAUGAAUUGGAAGAUGAUCUUGUUGGGCUAUCCCUGAUUGUUGCUAGCAGUGAUCCAUUCGCAAUUGAGAAACAAAGAUUGAAGGGAAAAGUGGAUUACUGUCAUAGUCUUCUUCAGCAUAGAUUUUCUCUGAAUCCACCACGUCAUCAUACUAUUCUGAAUCGUCUUCCGAUCGAUGAGAUUGAUUCUUGGCUAUCUGUGUCUUUCGAUCAACAUGCGAUGAAUGCAAAUGUCUGUUGUCAGAGAAUUAUGUUACCAAAAACCUCUAUAUUCCUGGAUCCUCUUGCCGAUGUCUCCAUAUCAGCUCUCACCACUCUAACAUCUCCAUCAAUCAGUUCAAUGAGAAUCACGUCUUCUGAAUCCAACUAUAUCAAUUAUCACAGGCAAACCAGAAAUUUCGUUGAACUCUCCAACGAAAAGUUCACUUUGGCCAUAAUCGACGCUCAUCACGGCCACCUCCACUGGCUGGAAGUUGACAUUCCAGCUGCCAAUCUAAAUGCAGCCAACGGAAAUGGCCAAACGAAAGCCGACUAUGUCCCUUUGAUUCCAAAGAAGCCGUCCACGUGUCACUCGUAUCUUUUUGUUCUUCUCGCUCAGCCAUCAUCUAUGGUGACGUUGAAACCGUUCUGCGAAGGGAUGUGUGAGGACAGGAAGAAGUUUAGACUCGAACUCUUCAAACAACAACACGGUCUGCGUCUCUCUGCUCUGUCCACUGUCUCAUCUUGCUAUGAUCUUCCCUAUGCCUAUCAUAUCCUGAUGAAAGACGCCAGUCAGAACCGUACAAUGGACCAGCGACGUGGCAAAUACCAUCGUGCUUCUUCUCUCCACUCUCCAAUGUCAUCUGAAGUGUGUGCGGCUUUUCACGUGUCACCUCAUCACAAGUGCCCAAUUAGCUCCGCGGCAUCUAGCUCUGGAUGCUUUUUGGGGACCCUGGUUUUUAUUGUUGUUGCUCAUUUUUCGUAG
Caenorhabditis briggsae is the source of this 1509-nucleotide messenger RNA. Lineage: Eukaryota; Metazoa; Nematoda; Chromadorea; Rhabditida; Rhabditidae. The record is from RefSeq and is a predicted model, not a curated record. The coding region runs from base 1 to 1509 and encodes 502 amino acids. The transcript is spliced from 6 exons.